This is a messenger RNA of Salvelinus fontinalis (brook trout), 5827 nucleotides long. Its product is annotated as oocyte zinc finger protein XlCOF22-like. Bases 83 to 1861 code for a protein of 592 amino acids. The record is from RefSeq and is a predicted model, not a curated record. Lineage: Eukaryota; Metazoa; Chordata; Actinopteri; Salmoniformes; Salmonidae. The transcript is spliced from 3 exons. Gene Ontology annotation, molecular function: DNA binding.
UCAUUUCCUGUUCCUUAAACACGGAUCCGUAGUGACAGCAAAAUAACAAUACAUUCUCUCAACUAUCCCUUUCCUCCCCAAAAUGUCUAAACUACAGCAGAUCAAUGUAUUUCUCAACGAAAAAUUAACAGCAGUUCCUUUGGAGAUAUCCGUGUUAGUAAAAAAAACGAUCGCAGAGCACCAGGAAGAAAUCUCCCGUUUGAAACGGGUGAAUGCACGUCUACGAAGACUGCUGGAUUUGGUUUUCAAACCAGAGAUAAAGUUGCAUAGAUUAGCAGACCUCCAGCUGCUCACUCUCACUGAAGAGGAGGUUAACCCUGAGCAGCAGCACCGUGAGCAGGAAUGGAGCGCCAAUCUGGGGCUGCAGGAGUCUGAUGCUGAAGAGUCUAUAUGGAACUCUAUCAACAUAACUGUAGAGAACCGCACAGAAUCUGAUGGCGAGAGCUACAACGAGUCCGAAUCAACCAGUGACUAUGAGCCCCCCUCUGACAGUGACAACAGUGAAAGUGAUCAUGUACAUAUGGACAAUAGAAUACGAUUGCCAGGGUUAAAGCCUCUUAAAUCAAAGCGAGGAAGAGGACGGCCAAGGAAAGAAACUGGGGCGUUGCCUGAUUUAAAAUGUGAUGUGUGCAUAAAAUGUUUUGCGACAGCAAGUGGUCUGAGAAGGCAUCUGCAAAAUUGGCACAGUGAAGAGAGACCAAUAGGACUGCCAAGGAAAGAAACCAACCACCAGAAGCUCACGCUCACUGAAGAGGAGGUUAACCCUGAGCAGCAGCACUGUGAGCAGGAAUGGAGCGCCAGCCUGAGGCCGCAGGAGUCUGAUGUUGAAGAGUCUAUAUGGAACUCUAUCAACAUUAUAACCGUAGAGAACCGGACAGAAUCUGAUGGCGAGAGCUAUGGCGAGUCCGAAUCAACCAGUGACUAUGAGCCCCCCUCUGACAGUGACAACAGUGAAAGUGAUCAUGUAAAUGUGGAGAAUAGAUUACGAUUGUCAGGGUUACAGCCUCUUAAAUCAAAGAGAGGAAGAGGACAGCCAAGGAAAGAAACCAGGGCAUUGCCUGAUCUGAAAUGUGAUGUGUGCGGAAAAUGCUUGGCGACAGCACGUAGUCUGAAAAGGCAUCACCAAAAUCGGCAUCUUGAGGAGAGACCAAGAGGAAGGCCAAGGAAAGAAACCAGUGAGUUUCCUGAUCUGAAAUGUGACGUUUGCGGGAAAUGCUUUGUGACAAGAGGUGGUCUACGAAUGCAUGAGAAAAAUAGGCACAGUGAAGAGCGACCAUACAUGUGCGACAUAUGUGGCCAAGGUUUUGUCCUGAACUGCUACCUGAUCCGACACAUGAAGACUCACACUGAGGAGGGACAACAUUGCUGCACCGUAUGUGGUAAAUGUUUCAAUCACAAGAAUAACUUGAAAAAUCAUAUGGGUACUCAUACAGGGACGGCUUUUAAAUGUGAUUUGUGUGGAAAAUGCUUGACAACUAAAGGAAGUCUGAAACAGCAUCAGCAAAAUCACACUGGGGAGAAAUUGUAUCCGUGUAAAGAAUGUGACAAAUCCUUCAGCAUUAAGGGAAGCCUGAUAUUGCAUAUGAGGACUCAUACAGGGGAGAAACCAUUUCGAUGCAAAGAAUGUGGGAAGUGCUUCAGCGACAAGGGAACCCUUACAAAGCAUAUGAUGACUCACACAGAGGAGAAACCACAUAGCUGCAACAAAUGUGGCAAAUGCUUCAGUCUAAAGGGAAACCUGACAGUGCAUAUGAAGGUUCAUACAGGGGAGGGCGUUCAAUGUCAUUUGUGUGGAACUCACUUGAAGUUAGCAUCAAGUCUGAAGAGACAUCUGCGGACUCACAAAAUAAAUUCACAAUGACUAAGAACACAUAACAAUGCCCUUUGUGUAAAAUGUGUUGCAUGGAAGAGACUACACUGCUCAAAAAAAAUAAAGGGAACACUUAAACAACACAAUGUAACUCCAAGUCAAUCACACUUCUGUGAAAUCAAACUGUCUACUUAGGAAGCAACACUGAUUGACAAUAAAUUUCACAUGCUGUUGUGCAAAUGGAAUAGACAAAAGGUGGAAAUUAUAGGCAAUUAGCAAGACACCCCCAAUAAAGGAAUGGUUCUGCAGGUGGUGACCACAGACCACUUCUCAGUUCCUAUGCUUCCUGGCUGAUGUUUUAGUCACUUUUGAAUGCUGGCGGUGCUUUCACUCUAGUGGUAGCAUGAGACGGAGUCUACAACCCACGCAAGUGGCUCAGGUAGUGCAGUUCAUCCAGGAUGGCACAUCAAUGCGAGCUGUGGCAAAAAGGUUUGCUGUGUCUGUCAGCGUAGUGUCCAGAGCAUGGAGGCGCUACCAGGAGACAGGCCAGUACAUCAGGAGACGUGGAGGAGGCCGUAAGAGGGCAACAACCCAGCAGCAGGACCGCUACCUCCGCCUUUGUGCAAGGAGGGGCACUGCCAGAGCCCUGCAAAAUGACCUCCAGCAGGCCACAAAUGUGCAUUUUGGUCACUUUUGUGCAUUCAAAAGUGACCAAAACAUCAGCCAGGAAGCAUAGGAAUGCAUUUAGGUUAAUAGCUGGGUGAAAAAAAUACAAUUACCUUACAUUGAUGACUUUUGGCAAAUCCAAUCAGUUUUCCACAUUGAUUCAAUGUCAUCACAUUGAUUUGUUGCUGUUGAAAUUAUGUUUGAACAAAGUUGAUUCCACCAGUUUUUGUCCAAUAGGAUGUCACUAUAACUUUACCGGGUCACUUCUGGGACAAGCCAAUUUGCUUACUCUAAGUACUUUAAACAAUGCAUAAACCUAAAGUUUUGCAGUAUAAAUCACUAUCAUUGAUAAACAUUUAAAUAUAAGCAAAAACAUGUACAGUUGAAGUCGGAGGUUUACAUACACUUAGGUUGGAGUCAUUAAAACUCGUUUUUCAACCACUUCACAAAUUUCUUGUUAAUAAACUAUAGUUUUGCCAAGUCGGUUAGGACAUCUACUUUAUGCAUGACACAAGUCAUUUUUCCAACAAUUGUAUACAGACAGAUUAUUUCACUUAAUUCACUGUAUCACAAUUCCAGUGGGUCAGACGUUUACAUACACUAAGUUGACUGUGCCUUUGAACAGCUUGGAAAAUUCCAGAAAAUGAUGUCAUGGCUUUAGAAGCUUCUGAUAGGCUAAUUGACAUAAUUUGAGUCCAUUGGAGGUGUACCUGUUGAUGUAUUUCAAGGCCUACCUUUAAACUCAGUGCCUCUUUUCUUGACAUGGAAAAAUCAAAAGAAAUCAGCCAAGACCUCAGAAAAAGAAUUGUAGACCUCCACAAGUCUGGUUCAUCCUUGGGAGCAAUUUCCAAACGACUGAAGGUACCACGUUAAUCUGUACAAACAAUAGUACAAAAGUAUAAACACCAUGGGACCACGCAGCCGUCAUACUGCUCAGGAAGGAGACGCGUUCUGUCUCCUAGAGAUGAACGUACUUUGGUGCGAAAAGUGCAACAGAACAACAGCAAAGGACCUUGUGAAGAUGUUGGAGGAAACGGGUACAAAAGUAUCUAUAUCCACAGUAAAACGAGUCCUAUAUCAACAUAACCUGAAAGGUCGCUAAGCAAGGAAGAAGCCACUGCUCCAAAACCCCCAUAAAAAAGCCAGACUACGAUUUGCAACUGCACAUAGGGCAAAGAUCGUACUUUUUGGAGAAAUGUCCUCUGGUCUGAUGAAACAGAAAUAGAACUGUUUGGCCAUAAUGACCAUCAUUAUGUUUGGAGGAAAAAGGCGGAAGAACACCAUCCCAACCGUGAAGCACGGGGGUGGCAGCAUCAUGUUGUGGGGGUGAUUUGCUGCAGGAGGGACUGGGGCACUUCACAAAAUAGAUGGCAUCAUGAGGAUGGAAAAUUAUGUGGAUAAAUUGAAGCAACAUCUCAAGACAUCAGUCAGGAAGUUAAAGCUUGGUCGCAAAUGGGUCUUCCAAAUGGACAGUGACCCUUAGCAUACUUCCAAAGUUGUGGCAAAAUGGCUUAAGGACAACAAAGUCAAGGUAUUGGAGUGGCCAUCACAAAGCCCUGACCUCAAUCCUAUAGAAAAUGUGUGGGCAGAACUGAAAAAGCGUGUGCGAGCAAGGAGGCCUACAAACCUGACUCAGUUAAACCAACUCUGUCAGGAGGAAUGGGCCAAAAUUCACCCAACUUAUUGUGGGAAGCUUGUGGAAGGCUACCCAAAACGUUUGACCCAAAUUAAACAAUUUAAAGGCAAUGCUACCAAAUACUAAUUGAGUGUAUGUACACUUCUGACCCACUGGGAAUGUGAUGAAAGAAAUAAAAGCUGAAAUAAAUCACUCUCUACAAUUAUUCUGACAUUUCACAUUCUUAAAAUAAAGUGGUGAUCCUAACUGACCUAAAACAGGGCAUUUUUACUAGGAUUAAAUGUCAGGAAUUGUGAAAAACUGAGUUUUAACGUAUUUGGCUAAGGUGUAUGUAAAUUUCCGACUUCAACUGUAUGACAUUUCAACUGUAUGACUAUUUGUCAUUUUUAAAUAUUUUUUUUAUGGUUGCAAAGGUGAAGGACUCAAAUGCCACUGCAACUUAUGAACGACCCAAUUUAUGAUUUAAUUGUGAGCUAAGCACAACUAUUUUCCACUGUUAUAAUCCAAAAUUAUAACUCCGAUAUUAUUACUCUGCAGUACACAAACAAAAAUAAUGACCUUUCCUGUCCGUGUAUAUCAUAUCAUACACAUUUCCAAAUGGAUCUUGCGCGAUAUCUGGACUAUGGAUCGGACAAUUUUUCCUCCACUUUCUUUUUGCUGAACAAAUUGCUUAUUCUGUUCUGCAUCUUCUGGACUAAUCAAACUGAUGACAUGUCGUUUUCUACUUUCAUUUUAAAUAGCUAGCCUGUGGGUGUGUUGUCUUCACUUGAUCAUUGUGUUGUAAGGAAUAAUUUUCGCAAAUUGUAGGCUAGUGUAUUUGAGGUUUAAAGAUGCUUCUAGGAUUUGUGAUUUGACUUUAAAAUGUCAGACUUGAUUUUCCCUAACGAAUAAUGUGUCAACUCCUACGGAGAUUUCCAUUAAUUAUUAUACACAUAAUGUUUCACUUGUCCUAUUGCAGCAGGAUUAUUUUCCCGCUGUGAGAAACGGGGGCGAAUUAGGAAAAUUGAUCUGUAUGUAGCAGCCCCAUUAUCGUUAUGGUGGUUAUUAGUUAACAUCUGGUCUAGGCCUAUACGACCACGUUUUGAAUGGAUUUCUGUUUUUUUAUAUUUUAUCUCCCUAAUAUAGGCAGGUUAUGGGGAUAUCUGGGGAUAUUCUGAUGAAAUUGAUUUAAUGGAUUAUGUAAUCUGAAGGGAAUAGUUUAAUUUGGAGGGGAUACUGUAUACGUCUACUAUCCUUUUCGUUGUUGUUCUCGAUUGUUGGUAUUACUGUCAGUUAAUGUUUUUCCGAUAUUGACAUCCUUGGUUGGUUUCUGUGUUUUGAAUUGUUAGUGAUGGUCUCUUUUUUUGCCAGUUGCUCUUUUUUUCGUUUUGUUCUACUUUUCUAGUUAUUGGCCAGUAUUUUUGUUUAGUUGCUUCUAUCAGCUAUCUAGGCCAGGGGUUCUUAAACUUUUUCAGCCUGGGACCCAAAUUAGAAAUUCUGUGUUUUCCUGGGACCCAAGUUUAUGAAAACAUGCAACUAUACGUAAAUAUGGGUACAUUACAUUGCCCUUAUGCCUAAAACAAAAUGCAAUAUAGAAAAAAACAAAUAACAAUGAAAUUAAAUAUCCAUAUACAUAUCUAUUAAUGUUUAUUUUCCCCCAUUAAAAACACUCUUACAUAUCAGUCUAUGUUGGAAUUGUUGCUGUUAAAAUACAAAUAAAUCAUUUUUAUUCUGAA